Abrus precatorius (Indian licorice) is the source of this 1320-nucleotide messenger RNA. Its product is annotated as rRNA-processing protein UTP23 homolog. Bases 78 to 935 code for a protein of 285 amino acids. Gene Ontology annotation, cellular component: small-subunit processome; nucleolus. Lineage: Eukaryota; Viridiplantae; Streptophyta; Magnoliopsida; Fabales; Fabaceae. The record is from RefSeq and is a predicted model, not a curated record. Gene Ontology annotation, molecular function: small ribosomal subunit rRNA binding. The transcript is spliced from 7 exons.
CCGAAAACCCAGUGUCGUUUAUUUUGCACGGAGUGAAGAGAGAACCCUAACACAGCGACACGAUCACGCUGGUGCAGAUGAAGGUGAAAAAGCAGAAGCGGCAUAGAAAGAUUUUGACGUUUUACACUGCGUGCUUUGGUUUCCGAAAACCUUUCAAGGUUCUAUGUGAUGGCACAUUUGUGAAUCACCUUCUUGUAAAUCGUAUAACCCCUGCUGAUACCGCCCUUGCCAAUAUUCUCAGUGCCAAUGUCAAACUAUACACAACCAGAUGUGUUCUUGCUGAGCUGAAACGACUUGGUGCCUCUUAUUCCGAGGCUCUUGAAGCAGCUCAUAAGCUUAUAGUUGCAAGGUGUGACCAUGAUAAAUGUACGAGAGCAGAUGCCUGCAUCACAGAGGUUGUUGGAGAUAAUAAUUCUGAGCACUUCUUUGUUGCUAGUCAAGAUACUGACCUGCGGAAGAAGUUGCAAGAGGUACCCGGUGUGCCUCUCAUAUUUGGUCUCCGAAAUGCUCUUUUCCUUGAAUCUCCAUCUGCAUUUCAGCGGCAUUAUGUCAAAACUUCAGAAGAAGGACGGUUGCAUAUGAGUGAGACAGAGUACCAGAUAUUUAAGGAUAGGGUAAUGAAUAGAUUGAAUAGUGAGGAAGCUAACAGUUCCAUUACUGAAACAUUGGAAAACGAAGAUUUAGGAGAUCAAACGAUAAAUGUGCAGUCAGGGACAAAGAGCAUCACCACAACGAAUCCGAUGGACAUCAAGGAUAAACCCAAGUUCAAGAGAAAAAGAGCUAAGGGUCCAAACCCACUUUCAUGCAAGAAGAAAAGUUGUGAAAACCAAAAUAUUGGUCCUUUGAAGGAAAUGAAAGGAGACAACACAGUAAAAAGGAAUAGGAAAAGGAAGAGGUCACAUAAACGGAAAGUGUCAACAGAAACAGGCAAUUAGGUAGAUCAUUUUCAUAAAUUAAGAAUUACAAAACAGGUAUUUUUUUUACAAGAUCCUUGACUUUCUUGCCGCUGAUGAAACGAAGAGAGAGAGAAGCAAAUUUUAAUCCAUGUUGGCAUGAGGGGGAAAGUGUAUCUAGAUUAGUUGCAUGUUGAAUUUUAUACAGUUGUUUCUAUUUUGGCAUCUAAAUUCAUAAUCAAAACUUAUUUAUGGUGGUCAAUCUACUCUCUUAAUCCUUUACUAUCAAUGAAUUGAGGUUUCACCAUAUCAAAACUUUUGCUUCUUUAAGCAAAUAUGUCAUGGUUCGGUUAUCGAAUCUGUCUGAAAUUUUAGACGAGUAAUAAAUUUAUCUAUGCGUUCAGAAAUUCUUGGACCUCGGGGGUUC